AUGACGAUGAGAAUCGUGGUGCAGCAGAUGAGUGGAAACGUUACUACAGUUGAAGCUUACCCUGACAUGACCAUGGGCGAGUUCAAACGACAGCUCAAAGCUUCACAAGAAUGGGAAGAUGACUUGACGAAAAGGCUCACCAUGGUCGACCUGCUCAUGGGAGACACUCAGCUGAUUGAUGACGAUCAUACAGUGAUGCAAGCCGGCCUUUCGGAGGAUGUCGCCUUGGACGUCCUGUUCAGAGUCCGCUUAAUCGAAUGCAAAACGAAGGAAGACUUGAGUUGCUUGAGUGGCGAUGUGGAAGAGUUAUUUGCAGUGAGCAUCCCAGAGGACACAUGGGACAUUCCUAUGUUUGCCUUCAAGAACUGCAACUCAAUUGGAAGUGUCACCAUUUCGAAUGGUGUGCAUCUGAUCAGAGAGCAUGCUUUUGAUGGCUGCAGCUCACUGACACGUUUAACGAUUCCAGAUUCUGUGACUCGCAUUGAACCACAGGCCUUUGCUGGCUGCCGGUCACUGACCAGUGUGACGAUUCCGGAUACGGUGAACAGCAUCGGACUACAGGCCUUUGCUGGUUGUCGCUCAUUGGCAAGUUUGACCAUUUCGGCCGAGGUGACUCAGAUUGCAGAAGCGGCCUUUCGUUGCUGCAGCUCCUUGACCAGCUUGAGAAUUCCGAAGUCUGUGACAAACAUUGGAGACCAGGCGUUUGCUGGCUGCAGUGCGUUAAGACAUUUGGAGAUUCCUGGCUCUGUGACCAACAUCGGACCGAGGGCAUUUUCUGGCUGCGGCUCACUGACCAGUUUGAAGAUUCCAAACUCUGUGACGAAUAUUGGAGACGCGGCCUUUCGUGGUUGCAGGUCAGUGACCAGUUUCAUGGUUCCAGACUCUGUAACAGAGCUUCGAGAGGGGACUUUUGACAGCUGCUGCUCGUUGACCAGUUUGAGAAUUCCAGACACUGUCACUAGCAUUGGAGACUGGGCCUUUGCUAACUGCAGCACAUUGACAAGCCUGACACUUCCAGAAUCUCUGACUAGCAUUGGGCACCAGGCCUUUUCUGACUGCAGUUCGUUGACAAGCUUAAGAAUUCCUGACGCUGUGACUAAGAUUGGACGUAAGGCCUUUGAGGGCUGCAGCUCAUUGACCUUGUCAGUCCACUCUGACAUUGCAGAGAUGGUUCCGGCUCACUGUGUCUCACUGAGAAGUCGAAGCGUUUUCACUUCGGACGAAACCAUCCGAGAAGUCGAGCAGUGA
Molecule: messenger RNA, 1248 nt
Organism: Durusdinium trenchii
Lineage: Eukaryota; Dinophyceae; Suessiales; Symbiodiniaceae
Source: the annotation of a GenBank genome assembly